This is a messenger RNA of Sorghum bicolor (sorghum), 1653 nucleotides long. RefSeq names its product F-box protein SKP2A. Gene Ontology annotation, molecular function: protein binding. Lineage: Eukaryota; Viridiplantae; Streptophyta; Magnoliopsida; Poales; Poaceae. Gene Ontology annotation, biological process: SCF-dependent proteasomal ubiquitin-dependent protein catabolic process. Gene Ontology annotation, cellular component: SCF ubiquitin ligase complex. The record is from RefSeq and is a predicted model, not a curated record. The transcript is spliced from 4 exons. The coding region runs from base 216 to 1427 and encodes 403 amino acids.
UCCUGUGCCGCGCUUGGCGCUUGCUAUUUAGCACCCCCGUCCUCCUCCGUCCCCAGGCAGUCGCAGUUCACAACUGCGACUUAAAACUAUCUUCUCCGCCGCGAUUUGGGGCGACUUGGGCUGGCAAAAGCGUUGCUUCGCUUCUCGGACUGCUAGGUUAAGUUGCGUUUUCGGUUCUUAGAAAAGGACUGGCUCUGCACUCAGAUAAUAUUAAAAUGGAUGGUGCACAGCCACCGAGUGGGCAAUUGAACAACUCGUUCAAUACUCUUAUGGUUUCUGGAGAUGAGCAGAGUCAACAGCCGCAGGAUGCUGGGAAUGAAACCAGCUUCACGAAUUGGAAAGACCUUCCCAUGGAGCUGCUUCUGCGUAUCAUUUCACUAGUUGGAGAUGACAGGAUAGUCAUUGUGGCCUCUGGUGUAUGCACAGGAUGGCGUGACACAUUAGGGUGGGGAGUUGCAAAUCUUUCGCUGUCAUGGUGCCAGGACCACAUGAAUGACUUGGUGAUGUCACUGGCUCACAAAUUCACGAAGCUCCAAGUUCUAUCUCUACGCCAAAUCAGAGCUCAGCUAGAAGACAGUGGGGUGGAGGCCGUGGCGAACAACUGCCAUGAUUUACGCGAGCUGGAUCUUAGCAGAAGCUUUAGGCUCAGCGACCUGUCCUUGUACGCUCUGGCGCACGGGUGCCCUCACCUUACAAGGCUCAACAUCAGUGGGUGCUCCAAUUUCAGUGAUUCGGCUCUUGUGUUCCUCUCUAGCCAGUGCAAGAACCUCAAAUGCUUGAACCUGUGCGGGUGUGUGAGGGCAGCUUCUGACAGAGCGCUACAGGUACUUCAUUUGCUGUACCAUUGUAUGCUUGAGCUCGCAUUGAUUCCUGCUGUUUUGGUGCUGCAGGCCAUCGCAUGUAACUGUGGCCAGCUGCAAUCGUUGAACCUGGGCUGGUGUGAUAGCAUCACUGACAAGGGAGUGACCAGCUUGGCUUCAGGAUGCCCUGAGCUCAGGGCUGUGGACUUGUGCGGUUGUGUUCUUAUAACAGAUGAGAGUGUGGUUGCGCUGGCGAACGGCUGCCCUCACCUGCGUUCCCUGGGUCUGUACUACUGCCAGAACAUCACGGACCGCGCCAUGUACUCCCUGGCCGCCAACAGCCGUGUGCGCAGCCAGGGCAGGGGAUGGGACGCUGCAGUGAAGAGCGGCGGCAGCAGCAAGGACCGGGAGCGGGACGGGCUGGCGAGCCUGAACAUCAGCCAGUGCACGGCGCUGACCCCGCCGGCGGUGCAGGCGGUGUGCGACUCGUUCCCGGCGCUGCACACGUGCCCGGAGCGGCACUCACUCAUCAUCAGCGGGUGCCUCAGCCUCACCUCCGUGCACUGCGCCUGCGCGCUGCACCCUCACCGAGCCGGGCGCGUCAUCCUCUCCAACCACGCCUACUGAUCGCAUUGUGGAGCACUGGACCUGUGGUGCUGGGAUGUGUGCGUAGGCCGCUGAACCGCGCGCGACGGGGCUGUUGUGUGAGGUGCUUUUGUGGUGUGUUGUUUGGGCGUGUACUAGGGUCUCUACUCUCUAGGGAGCUGUAUUGAAUUGAACCGUGUAGAAGCAACUGGGUUAAGUUUGUUGUCUGUAAAAACAUGGACUGUAUUUGUGGCCUUGGCUUUUGAGA